CCGCCCUCGAAGGCUGCUCCGGAUCAUCAUGGCGCCGCUGCUGCUGUGGCUGGCCGCCGCGCUCCUGCUCUUCUAUCUGGGCUUCGUGCGGCGCCGCCCCGGGAUCCCCCGCGCCGCCUUCCACCGCAGGGAGCCGGGCCGGGCCGGGGCCAGCAGCCACCAGCCCCCGCGAGGAUGGGCUCCCCGGCUGUCCGGUUUCCCGCUGCGCCUCUUUGUGCAUGUGGCUAACACGGCUUUCGGGCAGUUUUGUAUUAUGCCGCUUUUAUUGAGGAUGAAUAACUUCACUCUCAUGCACUAUCUUGAUAUCCAUGAAGACCCCACGUUUAUUCCAGAGGUUGCUGCUGAGGGAAGAAAGGAAAAGCCUGAGACUAAAAACACAUUGGAGAUUCUCAAGCAGUUGAUGGAGACCAGGUCUCAUCAUGCCAGCACUGGGUUCAGUUUCAAAGGGAUCCAGGACUAUCUGAACUGCUACCGGACUGGGGAGUUGACACCCUUACAGGUUGCUCAGAAUAUUAUCUCCUCGCUGGAGGACUGUGAGAAAUCCAGCCCCCCUCUCCGAGCAAUCGUGCAGUGGGACCGGGUGCAGAUACAGAAGAUGGCUGAAGCCUCCACUACUCGUUACAGGAAUAAAUGCCCCCUUUCUCUUCUGGAUGGAAUCCCAGUCUGCUUGAAAGAAGAGAUUAAAGUUGUGCCUUAUCACUCCCGAGCGGGAACAGUAUACCUUGGGACAGAGCCAGAAACUGAAGAUGCUACAGUGACCAGGAAGCUGCGGGAGGCUGGAGCAAUCAUUAUUGGGGUCUCAAACAUGCAUGAGCUAGGGACUGGAACCACUGGCUGUAACCCCAACAGAUUCCAUGGCACUGCUAGGAACCCAUACAACCCCCAGCAUUUCACUGGGGGCAGCUCCAGUGGAUCGGCUGCUGCUGUGGCGGCAGGUCUUUGCCCAUUGGCUCUUGGCACUGACGGAGGCGGCUCUGUGAGGAUUCCUGCUUCUUUCUGUGGUGUCGUGGGUUUGAAAGGUACAUUUGGGCUCAUCAGUUGUCAUGGCUGCCUUCCACUCUCCUACUCGACCGUCAGCCUUGGCCCUAUUUGUACAUCAGUGACAGAUGCAGCCAUUGCGUACAGCAUCCUAGCUGAGCCAGAUCCACUGUACCCAUAUGGACUACAGCAGCCAAAACCAUCCCUGUCUGAAAUCCUCACUCCUGACCUCAAGGGCUUAAAAUUGGGUGUGAACUGGACUUUUUUUAAGGCUUGUGAUGCAGAGAUUUUGGCAGUCUGCCAAAAAGCUGUAGAGCACCUGCAGGCUUUAGGUGCCUCUGUGAUGGACGUGUCCCUGCCGGAGAUGGAGGAGGUGCGGGUGGCGCAUGUGAUCUGCAUUCUCAGCGAGAUGAUGGAUUUCCUGCAGCCUGACUUGAACACCCACUUCCAGCAAAUGAAUCUGGAGACACGGCUCAACCUUACUGUGGCUUCCCAGUUCACAGCUCUGGAUUAUAUUAAGGCAAAUCGGCAGAGGACUCGGAGCAUGAGUUUUUUGCGAGAGAUCUUUGCCAACGUGAACUGUAUCCUCACCCCAGCCACCGCUUGCACUGCCCCAAGAAUCCAGGACUCUGACCUCUUGACAGGGAGCAACGAUAUCCUAACAACACUAAAUAGCAUGAGAUACAUGCAGCUUGGAAACUUCACAGGCAUCCCGGGUCUGGUGGUGCCAGUCGGGUACACAGCCACUGGGCUUCCCAUCAGCUUUCAGGUCAUGGCAAAGUGGUGGGACGAGGCCAUUCUUUUCCGGGUUGGCCUGAAGCUGGAGGAGUUCCGUGGCACGACCAGGAAGCCAGCCAUUUAUUACGAUGUCCUCGCAUGACGGGAGUCCCAGAAAGGAGAUGCUGUGAUUGUUCCGGUCUGAUCCCACUGAGCAUUACUGGAGAAAGGAGUUACUGCUUUUAACAUUGAUCUCAACGAGGGGUGGCGGCAGCAGCAGGGCUGUUUACAUAGUGGAAUAGUAGUUUGUUCUAGGAUAUUUAUUCCCAUCCAGGGUCAAUGCUGCCCUCAGGUGCAGGGGCUGUAAAAGGAUAGCAGUCUAUGCAUGGAUGUGGGGCUAAUGGGUGGGUGCAGAAACACACUUUAUUUUUGUAGUUAGGUUCAGUUCGAGGUGUUACAUGGAUAGGACCAGACAGGAAUGCUCUCAGAACAACUGCCUAUACGUGGGCUGUGCUAGUAAAAAUCAGCUAUGGGUGUUCAGCUCCCCCAGCCUUCCAUGGGAGGUGGGAGGACAUCCCUGGCACAAUGCAGCCCAUAGUCCUCAAGUAAAUCCUUUUGCCCUAAUUACACUCUAGAAAAGGGGAAUGAAACACUGCACUUUCCUGGGUGUUGUGUUUUUCUGUUUUGUUUGGGCAGGGGAGGCAGUAUCCUUGCUGCAGCAGGAGAGUUUUUCCACUCAGGAUAAUUUUAAUAGGAUCUGACUGCUCCUGGAGCCAAGUAGGUGGUGUAUAUAAAAUGUUGUCAUAGGACCAGUCUCUCUUGCAGUGUAGGUGAUAACUAGAGAAACUAAGCAAAACUCUGCAGGAACAUAGGAAAAUGAAGUCUUUUAAAGCUGCAUUUAGAUUUCUCCUUCCUCCUCACCUCUGCUGGCAGCAU
Messenger RNA from Chelonoidis abingdonii (Abingdon island giant tortoise), 2631 nucleotides. RefSeq lists its product as uncharacterized. Gene Ontology annotation, molecular function: catalytic activity. NCBI's taxonomy places the organism in Eukaryota, Metazoa, Chordata, Testudines, Testudinidae. The record is from RefSeq and is a predicted model, not a curated record.